Mytilus trossulus (common blue mussel) is the source of this 2473-nucleotide messenger RNA. Its product is annotated as protein KRI1 homolog. The record is from RefSeq and is a predicted model, not a curated record. The transcript is spliced from 18 exons. NCBI's taxonomy places the organism in Eukaryota, Metazoa, Mollusca, Bivalvia, Mytilida, Mytilidae. Bases 30 to 2444 code for a protein of 804 amino acids. Gene Ontology annotation, cellular component: 90S preribosome; nucleolus. Gene Ontology annotation, biological process: endonucleolytic cleavage in ITS1 to separate SSU-rRNA from 5.8S rRNA and LSU-rRNA from tricistronic rRNA transcript (SSU-rRNA, 5.8S rRNA, LSU-rRNA).
CUUCCCUAUACUUUACCUGACCCCCAAGCAUGUCCGAGGAGUUAAAAAUCAACAAAGCAUAUGCAGAAAAUUACAACACAUGGCGCAAGAAAGAAGAACUCCAGAAACUGAAAGAUAAAUAUGGAGAUGUCAGUGAUCUGGAUUCAGAAUCAAGUUCAUCAGAGUCUGAGGAUGAAAAUGCUGAGGGUCUUACAGCUUUAGUAGAGAGAGAUUGGCUGAGAACUUAUGCUGCUUUGAAAAAGAGAGAUCCAAAGAUUUAUCAGAAAGAUGUCAAAUUUUAUCACAGUGAUGAUGAUACUGAUUCCAAUGAGGGACCCUCCUCCUCCAAGGUGAAAGGAAAAAAACCUGUAUACUUAAAAGAUUAUGAAAGAAAAGUUAUUUUAGAGAAAGGAGGUAAAUUGGUUGAUGAAAGUGACAGUGAUGAAGAAGAAAACUUUCCACAGAAACCAAGUUAUUACGAAGAACAGGACGAAAUUAAACAAAGUUUCAAGUCAGCUUUUGAGGACUCAGGGAGUGAAUCAAGUGAUCCAGAUUUUCUUACCAAAAAAGUGAAAACUGAAAAGGAAAAGGUUGAGGAAGACACAGAUUUCAUGUCAUGGGCGAAAGAGGAAAAGAAGGGAAAAAAGGAAGACAAAAAGUUUGGAGUAGAAUUGGGUUCAUUAAAACAAUAUUGGAAUGACCCAAAUCUGGAUGAAGGAGAGAAAUUUUUGAGAGAUUUUAUAGUAAAACAACAAUACCUUGAUAAAGACGCAGACAGAAUACCAUCUUAUGAUGAGAUUAUAAAUGACGGGGAUGGACUGACAGAUGACGAAGAAAAUGUAGAAAAGCAGGAGGAAUUUGAAAGGAAAUACAACUUCAGAUAUGAGGAGCCGGACACUGAUUUUAUCAAAUCCUUCCCUAGAACUAUAGAUGAUUCUGUCAGGAGGAAAGAAAACAAAAGAGCAGAUAGAAGAAAACAAUUGAGAGACAGAAAGAAAAUGGAAAAGGAUAAAAGGAAAGAAGAAAUAAAACAGCUGAAAAAUAUGAAGAAACAGGAGAUAAUGGAUAAGAUUGAUAAGUUAAAGGAGAUAGCAGGGAACCAGUCUCUUGGUAUGAAUACAGAGGAUCUAGAGGGGGACUUUGAUCCAGACAAACACGAUCAAAUGAUGAAAAGUUGUUUUAAUGAUGAUUUUUAUGGAGGAGAAGAAGAGGAUAUAAAACCAGUGUUUGCUGAUGAAGAAAAUGAAGAUUUAAUCCCUGAGAAUUGGGACAAUUGGACUGGACCAGACCCUGAAGAUGUUGAUGAAACAGAACCUCAUAUGGAUGAUCCAAACUUUAUUAUGGAUGCUGAUUAUGACCCAACAAAAGUUGUUGAGAAAACCGGUAAAAAGAAGAGGAAGUCAAAGUUCAAACAAGCACUUGCUAAAAAGAAACCUGUUUUUGAUCCAGAGAAGAAGACGUUUGAGGAGUACUAUAACGAUUACUACAGUCUGGACUAUGAGGACAUCAUAGAUGAUAAACCUUGUAGAUUUAGAUACAGAACAGUUCUGUCCAAUGACUACGGACUGUCAGUUGAUGAGGUGUUGACAGCAAGAGACAAAGAAUUGAAUGCAUGGGCCUCACUAAAGAAAAUGAGCCAAUAUAGGACAGAGGAAGAAGAAAUGGAUGAUUUAAAGAUAUAUACUCACAAGUCAAAGAAUAUUGAUAAAAAGGCAAAAAUGUUACCAAGUCUUCAUGAAAAAAGUAACAAAGCAAAGAUGGCAGGAAGUCAGAAGAAUAAAAGAAAGAAAAAGAAUAAGGAAAGUAAUGAAGAAAAAGGGGAUAGUGUAGCAGAAAAAGGGGAUAGCAUAGAAGAAACAGGGGCUAGCAAUGUUGCUAAGGUGGUGUCAGAUUCUACAGUGAGUGUCAGUGGUGUAAUUCAGAGUGAAAAUACUGAAACAUUGAACUUGAAUGCAACUGAGAAACUGUCAGGUGGGAAAAAGAGAAAGAUAACUGAUCAACAAAAUAAUGCUAAGAAGAAGAAAAAGAAACUACAUUUAAAGGAAGAACAGUCUGUCACAGCAGAAGAUAUUAAUUUAUCAAAGGAACAAGUCACAAUAAAGGAAAAAGUCAUAGUACAGGAAAAAGCCACAGUGAAGGAAAAAAUCACAGUAAAUGAAACAGUCACAUUAAAGGAAAAGAAAAUUAAAAAGAAAAAGAAACAAUUGUUGACUGGUUCAACAGACAACACAGAUGCAGGUGAAAGUAGUAAUACACUUCAAGAAGGGACCAGUAAUUCAUUGGAAAUCAGCCAGGAAUUAAAAACUGGUGAAACAAAAGCAAAAAAGAAGAAAAAGAAAAAGAAGAAGAAGAAGAAACUUCCUAUAUUAUCUGAUGAGAGACUUAAAGCAUAUGGAAUUAAUCCUAAGAAACUUAGAUAUAUGAAGACUGAUAAUUUCAAACAGAAGGUCAAGGCCAAAGAGUAAAAGUGCAUCAUCAAAUUUUAUCAUAUUCA